GUGUCAACAUGCUGUCUCGUUUGUUCAUAGCAGGCAGAGCGAGAUGGCUUGUUGAUUCUGCUCGCGAGCAAACGUGCGUGUGACAGUGAACGUUAAAAAACAUCUAUCCCGCAGCGCAGAAAAAGAUAGAUGUAACGCACGCACGCCACAACGCGUCAACCGACUCGAGCGGUCACGUUCCACUCGCUUCACUUAAGUUGCAGGAAGUGACGUCACAGGUUUAUAAAGUUUUCACGCAAUCGUUUUCCUGACUUCUUCUUCGAUUUCACUCAAUUGCAAACAGCUUCGCGUCCUGUCGCGUCCUACCCAGAGCAAAAUGCCGGUCACCUGGAUGGGCAAUACGUACGUGAUACAGCACAGCAAUGGACAGUGCAUCAUCGCGCUGAAAGCCCGGAUGAGCGAGGCGCUUCCGUUCAACGAGCUGUACGUGAAGGGCAUCCCGCGCAACUACGGGCCGGAAGAGCUGGUGCCGAUCUUUUCGAACGCCGGCGUAGUGCACACGAUACGUCUGCUGAUGGACUUUGGGCAGCACAACCGGGGCUUUGCGUACGUGAGCUACGUCGAUCCGCGCCACAUCGACCGGGCGCUGGUCACGCUGCACGGGAUGCAGAUCAGCGUGACGCAGCGGUUGGAAGUGUCGAAAAGCCGCAACUCACGCAGCCUCCAGCUGUGCAAUCUGCAGAACCACCGCACGGCGGCGAUCAUAUCCCAAACGAUUACCCACAUAACGCGCAUUAGGGAGUUCCGAUGCAAAAUGAUUCGCAUAGGGGAGACGAACGACGUAACGAUCAUCUUCAAGUCCCAUCACGAUUACAUCCACGCGUACACCAAGCUGAACCGUGUGCGGCACAUUUUCGGACCCACAUGCUGCAUUAAAACGUAUUAGACGGGAAGCGUCUCAUGCAGUUCCUGGAAGGAGCUUGGGCAUGGCGGUGCCUUAAUAAUUUGUUUUUAAAUUCUUCAUUAAUUAUUUUACCUGCGGAUCGUAGAUUUAUCUAUUUCCAUUAUUGAAUCAUCAAUCGUUUGUAUUGUCAUUUAAUUAUUUUUGUUCUUUCACUUAACGCAACUCUUGCACGUUAAAUGUUCAUUUCUAUACGUUAACAACAUUAAAUAUUUCUUUAUAUUACAAUUGAUGUUAUUUACCUCUGUAUCAAAAAUUAAAAGCUUUAAGCGCCUUUAUUAAUGCAAUGAUUUUUAAAUCAAUCGACUAAUCAAACCAUUUUGAAUUUAGCGAAUAAAGAUUGAAUUUAAUUUCAUGUUGAACUAUUAA
This is a messenger RNA of Anopheles gambiae (African malaria mosquito), 1270 nucleotides long. RefSeq names its product dead end protein homolog 1. Bases 317 to 886 code for a protein of 189 amino acids. NCBI's taxonomy places the organism in Eukaryota, Metazoa, Arthropoda, Insecta, Diptera, Culicidae. The record is from RefSeq and is a predicted model, not a curated record. Gene Ontology annotation, molecular function: mRNA binding. Gene Ontology annotation, cellular component: nucleus. The transcript has 3 exons.